AUGACCGACGUCUCUGCACAGCCCGAGGCUGGCCCGUCGACACUCGGCGCUCUCCCGCCCCUCGCCGACCUCGUCAAGCGUGGUGCGAAGCGCACUCGUCUUGUCUACGGACCGUACAACCUCGACGAUGGUCUUGAGCGCGCCGCCAAGACCAAAGUGGCGACCAAGGUUGCGACGGAGUACAGAGAUGUUCAGACUUUGCCGGCGGCCCUUGCGAGUGCGGGUGCUGGGCCGAAGAAGCCUGCCGCCAUUGCGGGACCCGUGGCGCCAUCUGCGGGCGCUGGUGUCAAGCUCUUGACUGGACCAGAAGGACCAAGCGCAGACUCAGGCGCAGGCGCAGGCGCUAAUCCUGGCCCCAGCGAGGCGGCGCCCCGCUCACUUGUGAAGUUCCGUCAUCAGCAGGGCUUCGGCGCCGAGGGCGGGGCUGCCAGCAGUCGCCUGUCGCAGGCGCUUAUGCGUAAGAAGGAAGCGCGUGAGGUCAAGCCCGUGUACCACCCUCAGUGGAAGCUGUCCAAGGUCAUUUCUGGGCACAUGGGAUGGGUGCGGGCAGUGGCUGUCGACCCAGGGAACAAGUGGUUCGCGACAGGUGCGGGAGACCGUGUAAUCAAAAUCUGGGACCUCGCCAGCGGCGAGCUCAAGCUCUCGCUUACCGGUCAUAUCUCCACGAUUCGCGGGCUUGCGGUCUCCGACCGGCAUCCAUACCUUUUCUCGUGCGGCGAGGACAAGAUGGUCAAGUGUUGGGACCUGGAGACGAACAAGGUCAUCCGGCACUACCAUGGUCACUUCUCCGGCGUGUACAGUCUGGACGUACACCCGACGCUGGACAUUCUUGCAACGGGCGGCCGCGAUGCCAGCGUGCGUGUGUGGGACAUGCGGAGCCGCGCCAACAUCUUCACGCUCACGGGUCACAAGAGCACCGUGGCCAGCUUGCGAUGCCAGGCGAGCGACCCGCAGAUUAUCUCUGGUUCGAUGGACUCGACUGUGCGGCUGUGGGACCUGGCGGCCGGCAAGAGCAUGACGACGCUCACUCACCACAAGAAGGCUGUGCGGUCCGUUACCAUCCAUCCUUCGGAGUACAGCUUUGCGACUGGUUCGUCGGGCAGCAGCAACAUCAAGAAGUGGAAGUGUCCCGAGGGAUCGUUCGUGCACAACUUUGUUGGCCACGACGCAAUGAUCAACACGCUCGCGGUCAACGACGAGGGCGUCCUUUUCUCGGGAGGCGACAAUGGCACGCUUACGCUCUGGGACUACGCGACAGGCUUGCCUUUCCAGCACCUCAAGGAUAUUCCGCAGCCGGGCUCGCUGGAUGCCGAAGCGGGUGUGUUCUGCUCGGCGUUCGACCAGACGGGCACCCGUCUUAUCACCGGCGGUGCGGACAAGACCAUCAAGAUCUACAACGAGAUGGCGUAG
Molecule: messenger RNA, 1410 nt
Organism: Cutaneotrichosporon oleaginosum
Lineage: Eukaryota; Fungi; Basidiomycota; Tremellomycetes; Trichosporonales; Trichosporonaceae
Biological process (GO): mRNA splicing, via spliceosome
Cellular component (GO): precatalytic spliceosome; Prp19 complex; catalytic step 2 spliceosome
Molecular function (GO): protein binding
Source: RefSeq, a predicted model, not a curated record